Lagopus muta (rock ptarmigan) is the source of this 4624-nucleotide messenger RNA. It is a transcript of the gene POMGNT1, whose product is annotated as protein O-linked mannose N-acetylglucosaminyltransferase 1 (beta 1,2-). The record is from RefSeq and is a predicted model, not a curated record. Bases 178 to 2157 code for a protein of 659 amino acids. Gene Ontology annotation, biological process: protein O-linked glycosylation via N-acetylgalactosamine. Gene Ontology annotation, cellular component: Golgi membrane. The transcript is spliced from 22 exons. NCBI's taxonomy places the organism in Eukaryota, Metazoa, Chordata, Aves, Galliformes, Phasianidae. Gene Ontology annotation, molecular function: beta-1,3-galactosyl-O-glycosyl-glycoprotein beta-1,3-N-acetylglucosaminyltransferase activity.
CGCGUCUCUGCGGCGCCGGAAGCGGCGCGGCCCCGCCGGUGCUGAGGGGCUGCGGCGGCGCCCAGCCGGGCUCGGCCCAGCCCCGCUCACCGCCUGCCGGCACUCACCGGAGCCCCGAUGGACACACGAGCGGAGCUGAGCGCAUCCUGACCCUCACCCCAUGCGGCCCUUGUGACUAUGGACGAGUGGAAGCACAACCCCAUCAUCAAGUCCCACAAGAAGCGGAGCUGGUACCUGGCCUGGAAGUACAAGCUGAUGAACCAGCGGGCGCUGAGGAAGCUGUGCCAGACAGGUGCUGUCCUCUUCUUGCUUGUAACUGUGAUUGUGAACAUCAAGCUGAUCUUGGACACCAGGAGAGCUGCUUAUGAGGAGGAAGAGGAGUCUGCACAGGACUAUGAUGAUGAGAUGCUGAAUGUGGAGGCCCCUAGGCACCCUGUGAGCAACAAGAAGGUCUUGGAUGUUGAGGUGUACUCCAGCCGAUCAAAGGUCUACGUUGCUGUGGAUGGGACAACAGUCCUGGAAGAUGAGGCUCGGGAGCAAGGAAGAGGGAUCCAUGUCAUUGUCUUAAAUCAGGCUACGGGUCAUGUGAUGGCCAAGAGGGUCUUUGACACCUAUUCUCCUCAUGAAGAUGAAGCUAUGGUACUUUUCCUCAAUAUGGUUGCCCGGGGCCGGAUCCUGAUCUUCACCAUUAAGGAUGAAGGCUCUUUUCACCUCAAGGACACAGCCAAGAAUGUCCUGAAAAGCCUGGGGAGCCAAGUUGCACCAUUCUUAAGCUGGAGAGACAUGUGGACAUUUGUGGGGAAGAAGGGAGGGGAAGUAUACGGAGAGAAGCAUGCCAAGUCACCUGCCCUCUCAACAUGGGGUGACCCUGUACUACUAAAGACAGAAGUUCAUCUGACAUCUGUGGAAGAUGCUGAGUGUCACUGGCCUGAUACAGAGCUGAACCGCCGCCGGAGAAGAUUCUGCAGCAAAGUGGAAGGUUAUGGCAGCGUCUGCAGCUGCAAAGACCCCACGCCCAUUGAGUUCAACCCUGAUCCUCUCAAAGACAAUAAAGUCUUCGAUGUGCCUGUAGCUGUUAUUGCAGGGAACCGCCCCAACUACCUGUACAGGAUGCUGCGUUCCUUGCUGUCAGCUCAGGGCGUCAAUCCUCAGAUGAUCACUGUCUUCAUCGAUGGGUACUAUGAGGAGCCAAUGGAUGUUGUGGAGCUGUUUGGCCUCUCGGGAAUCCAGCACACUCCCAUCAGCAUUAAAAAUGCCAGAGUUUCUCAGCACUACAAAGCCAGUCUGACUGCAACCUUCAACCUGUUCCCAGAUGCCAAAUUUGCUGUGGUUCUGGAGGAAGAUCUUGACAUUUCUGUUGACUUCUUCAGCUUUCUGAGCCAGUCAAUACACCUGCUGGAGGAAGAUGAGAGCCUGUACUGCAUCUCAGCAUGGAAUGACCAGGGCUAUGAGCACACAGCUGAGGACCCCUCACUCUUGUACCGUGUGGAGACCAUGCCAGGCCUGGGCUGGGUUCUUCGGAAGAGCCUAUACAAGGAUGAGCUGGAACCAAAGUGGCCAACCCCAGAGAAGCUCUGGGACUGGGACAUGUGGAUGCGGAUGCCUGAGCAGAGGAAGGGCCGGGAGUGCAUCAUCCCUGACAUCUCGCGUUCCUACCACUUCGGCAUUGUGGGCCUCAACAUGAAUGGCUACUUUCAUGAAGCUUAUUUCAAAAAGCACAAGUUCAACACUGUUCCAAAUGUUCAGCUUAAAAAUGUGGAGAGCUUGAGGAAGGAUGCUUAUGAGGCUGAAAUUCAUCGGCUCCUGGGUGAGGCUGAAGUCUUGGACCACAGCAAGAACCCCUGUGAGGACUCCUUUGUGCCUGACACGGAGGGCAAGGUCUAUGUCAUGUUCAUCAAGAUGGAGCAGGAAGCAGAUUUCACCACCUGGACUCAGCUCGCCAAGUGCCUCCACAUCUGGGAUCUGGAUGUCCGUGGGAACCACAAGGGGCUGUGGCGGCUCUUCCGAAAGAAAAACCACUUCCUCGUGGUGGGGGUCCCUGCUUCCCCCUACUCGUCCAAGAAACCCCCAUCAGUGAUGCCAGUCUACAUGGAGCCCCCUGCCAAGGAGGAGGGGGCGGUGGCAGUACCAGCAGUUGCUGCAGCAGAGCAGACGUGAGGCUGGUAGCUGGGAAGUGAAUGGGGCUGGAGAAGACAGAGACACCCAUGGUGCAGAAACCGAGUUGGCAGCAGCUCUUGGAGGCUGGUGACUUAACAUGGACAUUUAUUUCAGGCUGCAGAAUGAGAUCUUGGGCUGCCUUCAGCCCCCUGUUGUGGUCUCCCUCUCCCUCGCAUGGGGGCAGAGUCCUUCCCUGUAGAUAUGCCACCUUCCCAUCCAAGGAACUUUUUUUUUUUAACACAGACUCUUUACUAAUGCUGCUCCCAUUGCUCCCUGGCUGGGCAAGGUUGGAGGAAGGAGAUGCUCGGCUGGGGGCUGGAGGAGGCUUUUAGAAACACCUCUGCUCCCCUUUUUUUGCCCCCAAAGUUCCAAGAAGGCAGCAUGCUCAUGUACAAGUGCUGCAGCCCUCUAGCUGGGUGUUAUUAACUCUUGCCCAGCUGGAUCCUUGCCCAGUGGUGAGCACAGUGGUAAAGAGGGGAUCUUCCAGCUCUUUUUUUUUUUUUUCCUCCCGUACAAUGGAUGCACCUUGAAGACUGUACUAGGUUGGACAUCUCACUCUGGACCACCACAGCUGAUGCAGCCUAGCUCAUAGUUAAAAGGGAACACUGAGGAUGAGCUGGAUUUGCUGUGGAAGCAUCGAGGAUACCCUGUCCCCAUCUGGAGGGCAGUCAGGUUCCCCUUUCCCUGCAGUUCUGGGAGCUGGAGAUGACUCGACGGAGGAGGACCAGGCUGUGUGGUGCUGCUCAGACUGCCCUCACCCACUUUCUCCAUGGGGAGCAGCUCUGCUUCCCAAGUCAUAGGAGUAGGGGAUGAAAGUGCCUUGUAGAGCGAGGUGGGAGCAGUGAGCGGGGAUCCCGCAGCUGCAGAGUCCAGUUGGACCUGGGCUCUUCAGCAGCUGGUACUGUAGAGAGAGGUGCUGCAUCCUGGCAUGCUCCUUGCCUGUGGUACUGUAGCCCUACCUCUCCCUCCUCCCCAUCUGGGUAACCCUAGCACUAACAGUGGAGCGGGAGCAUUUGUUCUCAAUCUCCACCCUUACUGUGGUACGAAGCUAGCAAGGAAGCUGUGAGCUGAGUCAGGAUGGGUAGCCUGGCUCUCCUAAGUUGGUACGCCCUCUGUGGAAAGGGAGGGGGUCCUAAUCUUCCUUCCUGUGCCUUAGGAAGCACCCCAGGCCCCCUCUCACCCCCAUCUACUUGGUACUAAUGCUCUCCUCCCAACUAGGACCUGUCUUAGUCCCUUGCUCAGUGCACCUUCCCAUCUCAUCUGUGCAGCGAGAGAUCAGUUCCCUGCCCAGGUCCUGCAUCCUCAGGCAUGGGUGCUCUGGCUUGUCCCUGUGAGCAGGGUUUGCUGCUCAGCCCUUUCCCUGUGGUCACAGAGAUUAAUGUAUGUGAGGGCUGUCCCCUAGGGUGCAGCACUCUGGGCCAGGAGCUCACCCUCUUCAUUUUCUCACUGUGAACUGAGCAUCAGGGUCUCCUGGGAGCACAAACCCCAGCACCUGCUGGGGUCUACACUACACUCAUUUCUUUAUUUAUUGCUUGUGGAAAAGGGAGGAUAGCAGGAAAGUAGUGUGGAGAGCCAGCAGCCCUCAGCCUGCAAGGAGGCAGUCCAGGAAGGUGUGUCUUGUUACCCUGGCUCCAUUUCCUUCACUUCCUUGCCCAGGAUAGGGAAAAUAAAUGUUGAACCCAGCAAAUCUGCUCCACCAGCAGUAGGGUCAGUGCUGCUGGACAUGCAGUGCCUGGGACAGGGCAGGUGCAGGAGAGGACUGCCAGGUGGCACAUCUGUCCUGAGGGUGCAGGGUGGUGGUGGCACCCUUCAGGCUUUGCGGUACCAGCCCUGGGGCUCAGGUUCAACCCUUCCCUGCUCUGCCACCCCCCAGUGCUGCACUUCUCAGGGGCUCUGGUGCGGCAACCCACAGGUGGUGGAUCGCCAGGCUUUUAUUUUUAUUUUGUAAGUAUUAAAAAAUAGGUCAUUUACUUGUUAUGGGAAAGGGACUUUGCCUCCUCAGUGGGAAAGCCAGUUGCUCCCCAGGGCACGGCUUUGGAGGAACCUCUGCGACUCUCUGCUGUGAUGCCCUUGGCAUCUCAGUUCCCCAAGUCCCCAUAUCCCUUCCCUGACCCAGUGCCCCCUUCCCCUCUCAUUUGGUGGAGCUCAGGCUGGGCCUGCUUCUCACCCCUGGGCUAAGGGGAUGGCAGUGCCAUGGGCAGGAUGCUCUGCUCCCCUGUGUGCUGCUCCCCAUCCCGCAGCUACCAGGGAAAACAGCAGGGCUCUCCCCAUGGGCUUGGAGCUCCUCAUCCCCUCCCUCUCUGCUUGCCACCUUGAGCUGCUGGGUGCUCUUCUCCGUCCAUCCCCAUUCCCUACGUGAGGCUCCCGUUUGGCAGCUGUGGUAGUGCUGGGGGCAAGGGCAUCCCCAGGGCUCGCCGCUUUCUGAAUUGAAUUAUUUUUUCAAGAAUAAACAUUGCACAGCUGUUGA